GGAGGGAGCCGGGCUGCGGUGAUGAGCUUGGGCAGAGGGCAGGGGGCUCAGCUGCCGAGGGACGGUCGUGUCUCAGAAGGGAGUGGUGGAGGCUGUGAUCCGAUGUGAUGUGAUGUGAUGGAGGAGCCGGUCCUGCCAUAAUCUGCUCACGUGACCGCGGCGGGGCCGGGAUCCCGGGAUCCCGGGAAGACACAAGGAUCCAGGUUGUAGCCGGACACGUUCGGCGGGCUCGGGCUGAAUCGGGGGGCUGCAGGUGCGGGCAGCCCCCGCAUGUGGAAAGGUUUGGAAGAGGAUAAAAAAUUGGGCUCCGGGAUGUCAGAAGUGGCGCAAGAUGCCAAACCCAAGCCCGCUGUGCCCAUGAAACCAUCGGCGAUGGGCUCCCAGCUGCUGGGCUACGUCGGAAUCGACACCAUCAUUGAGCAAAUGCGACGGAAGACCAUGAAGACAGGAUUCGAUUUUAAUAUCAUGGUCGUGGGGCAGAGUGGCUUGGGAAAGUCAACCCUGGUGAACACCCUAUUUAAAUCACAAGUCAGUCGGAAAUCCUGCAGUAGAAAUCGAGAUGAGAAAGUCCCGAAAACUGUGGAGAUCAAAACAGUUGGACACGUCAUCGAGGAGAAGGGGGUGAAGAUGAAGCUGACAGUUAUCGACACACCUGGAUUUGGAGAUCAGAUCAACAAUGAUAACUGCUGGGAGCCAAUCGAGAAGUACAUCAGUGAACAGUACGAGAAGUUCCUGAAGGAGGAGGCGAACAUCUCCAGGAAGAAACGUAUUCCCGACACCCGCGUGCACUGCUGCCUCUACUUCAUCUCCCCCACUGGACACUCGCUGCGACCCCUGGACGUCGAGUUCAUGAAGCGCCUGGGAAAAAUAAUGAACAUCAUUCCGGUCAUUGCGAAGGCGGACACCAUGACCCUGGAGGAGAGGCACGAUUUCAAACUGAGGGUCCGGAAAGAGCUGGAGGCCAACAACAUUGAGUUCUACCCGCAGAGAGAAUUUGAUGAAGACAUGGAGGAUAAGAUAGAGAACGACAAGAUCAGGGAGACCAUGCCAUUUGCCAUUGUUGGCAGUGACACCGAAUAUCAAAUAAAUGGGAAAAGAGUCUUGGGAAGGAAAACUCCCUGGGGGAUCAUCGAGGUUGAGAACGUCACUCACUGCGAGUUUCCUCUUCUCCGGGACCUCAUUGUCAGGACCCACCUCCAGGAUCUCAAGGAGGUGACCCACAACAUUUUCUACGAGACUUACCGGGCCAAGCGGCUGAACGAAAACGGAAAUCUUGCCAACGACACGGAAGAGGUGCACGAAAGUAACCUCUGAACCCAUGGAGACAAAGCGAGUCCUCUGCCCCACAACCGUGUGUAAAAUCUAACUUUUAUAAAAGGUGAAUUGUAGAGGUACAAAGCAAAGACAAACCUAUCACCGAAAAAGAGUGGAGCCCUUUAAAGAUCUGCCCUCACUCACUUCCGGAGUGUUAUUUUAAGAAUGAACUUAAUGCAUAUUGAAUAGUUUAUUUAAUGUUAAUCUUCCAAUAUCUGUAAAUGAGUUUGAGUAAGCCCGCAGGACUGACAAUACUAUCCCCUCUCAGUGGGUUUUCCCACCUUUUGCUUUGUGAGGAAGACCCGACACACAUAGACAGGUGUCAGUCUCUGUCUGUGUUCCUCCUUCCUCAUGGUCAGUUGAAAGGAUGCACAGUUGAGCCAAGGUUCACACUGGAGUCUUGAACUGAAGGUCAUAGAUACAGUUCCCUCUCACCCAGUGUGAGAAUCCAGAUUGUUGAACUGUGUUGGGCAUCACAGCCGAUGCCGUAGCUCCUCUCACUGCUGUUCACACACGUUUCCCAGCACAAGUUUGUUAGUGAUGAGGAGCUGAUGAAUUAAAUUCCUGCACAUGUUCCCUAGCCCAGGGAUACAGAGCUGCCAGCUCCUGGUGUCCAAGCUGAGACCAACUGAGACAGAGUUUAACUGUAAACUCUGUUGUAUACGCCACACUGAUAUAUAACCUUUUGGGGACUUGAAUUUUAAGGAAAGAACUUCCUUGGGUUUAAAGUACAUUUUCUGGCUUUUCCCUAUAAGCCUCAAUGAAAACUUCAGUCAAAUUCAACUUUUGAAACUGCAUUUAUUCCAUUAAAUAGUCAGUAUUAAGUUUUACAGUUUCAGUGCUUCAAGUUUAGUAAAAUGUGAACAAACAUUAAAAUAUUGUCAGCACCAAAGUGGGAUUUUGAAAAUUAAAUGUCAAGCACCACCAACAUCCCCACCAGCUCCUUCUAAAACUACCCAAAAGGUAGACUGAGCUCAGUUGUUACAGUAAGGCAGGGUCCUUCCUGGGAGGGGUUUGUGUGUGGAUUGCAGUCCCACCCUGAGCAGUGUGUGUACUCACCAAACCAGCAGGAGAAUGAGGCAGGGAGAAGUAUUCAAUGUUCAUCAGUGGAACCCAGUUGCAGUUAAGGAGUAGAUCUCAUGAAUUAGUGCUUGCAAAGCAGGAUGUGGCGUGGCAGGAUUUCAACGAGAGACCUCCCAUCCACUCAAAGGGAAAGGAGGCUGAGUGGCAAUGGAAGGUUCCACUCCCCCUGAAGUCAGGGCAACAGCUGGUGAACUACUAUCCGAAAACCUCCAAUGUUUUUCUUUGGUUUGUGGUAACUUAACGAGAGGCACCAGUGCAAUGAGGUAAACAACAUAUUUGCCAGACCACGCAGUAGGGUCUCUUUCUACCGCACAUGCAUUCAGGUACCCCACCGACCCUUCACCCCUUUGCCUGGUACCCACUGCCAAACCCCACCAUCCCACACUGCCACAAUACCUCCAUCCCCACUCCUACCACAAUGCCCCACUCUCCAUCUACCCACUCCCGAACAACCACAACCUCCAGCGCUUUAUCGUCCCCAACUCAAAACCUCUUCUCAAGCCCCUCCGCCUGCCUUCUCCAACCCUUCACCCUCAACGCCUGCCAGCCAACCUCCAACGCCAAUCCCUUCCGCAUCAACCCCUCCCCAACCUCCAACCCCAAUCCCUACCGCAUCAACCCCUCCUAACCUCCAAUCCCAAUCCCUGCCACAUCAACCCCAAUCCCUACUGCAUCAACCCCUUCCCAACAUCCAACCCCAAUCCCUACCACAUCAACCCCUCCCCAACCUCCAACCCCAAUCCCUACCGCAUCAACCCCUCCCAACCUCCAACCCCAAUCCCUGCCACAUCAACCCCAAUCCCUGUCACAUCAACCCCAAUCCUUACCGCAUCAACCCCUUCCCAACAUCCAACCCCAAUCCCUACCACAUCAACCCCUCCCCAACCUCCAACUCCAAUCCCUACCACAUCAACCCCUUCCCAACCUCCAACCGCAAUCUCUACCGCAUCAACCCCUCCCCAACCUCCAACCCCAAUCCCUGCCACAGCAACCCCUUCCCCAAACUCAACCUUCCCAAUCCUUACCACACCGACCCCCUCCCCUUCCCCUACCCCAACCCCUCUCCAUCCCCAUUCCCGACUGUUGCUUCCCGGCACUGUGGCUGCCACGGGGCACCUCUGCAGUGCCUACUCCCGCCCAGUGCGACUGCCACCUCCAUUCAGCUUGGUUCUGAAAUAGCCAUUGCUUGCUCGCACUUAGUGUUCACCGUGCUGCAUGUUCUGGAAUGUUCUUAGCAACAACUAUAGGGUAAAUCAAGCCAGUCACGGGCGCUUGUGAGUGAUGUGUGUAUUGAGUGGUGUGAAUAAGUGUCACCUUUCCUUUACUCCUUCCUCUGAGAAAUCGUUCAUGACGCAGCGGCCUCAAGUCCUGUACCUCGGGUCCUGGGCCAGGGAGUUGCCGAUUUUCAUUCCUAUCUUCUCCGUUACUCUCCUUGAAGGUGUUUUUCAUGUUGUCAUUUCUCAUCCUCCACCUCAGCAACUUGGAAUAUCACAGCUCAGUCCGAUGCUGUUGUCCACGUGAUAUCCCAUGCAGACUCAUGUUUGUCCCGGGAUCUGUGACCCCACAGAUUCCCUCUCUCUGGAUGAAGCUGUGUGUGGUUGCAGAGACUCAGUGAAGACUGGGGAUUGGACAUUUAAUGGCUUCUUGUGUUGGCUCAGAACCAUGACCAGAGAAAUCCAGAUGGGAUGAGGAGGAAUCAUUCCUAUUUUUACAGCAGUUAAUUUGUUUGUCUCCAGACUUGACUCCUUUCCCUCCAGUUCUGUUUGAAGUAGACGGGAAGGUGAAUUGCUGGCACCAACUUCCUAGAAGGAGGUGGGGCCAAGGGCUCAUAAGUGGCAAUGGAUAUUGGUCACAUGAUUCUUGAUUGAGGUCAAUAACAUUUCCAAUAUUAGGUGGCUUCCAGUUCCGAUCUCUCUUCUAGUGAGCCUUCAAGUAACGGGAAUUUCUGGUUAAGUUCCACUAACGUUCGGGAGAUUGAUGACACUGUGCAGGAGGUAGAGAGAUAACAGAGGCCUUGACGAAUGGUGUCACACUUAGACAAUCGACACAAAUAGAAGGACCAAUCAGUUCACUGCCAGAUCUUCCCACUUUCUGCAUUUUGCAAAAUGAAAGUUUGCAAUAGUUGUCACUGAGCUUUGGGGAAACACGGAAAUCUUCCAAUGGCAACAAUGUUUGUGGCUUAAUUGGUCACUGUAAACUGCCUCAUAAACUGAGUGGUAGAAUCUGAGGGGAGUUGAAGGGACUGUGGGGAGAAUAUCAUGGGGUUAGUGUCAGAUUAAUGUGAAUGGGUGCUUGAUGGUCAGCAUGGACUUGGUGGGCCGAAGGGCCGGUUUCUGUGCUGUGUGACUCACCUGGUUCUGACCCAAACACGCUGACCUGGUAGUAAUUUGUUACACUGCACUUCAUCUGCAAAUCACUUGAUGAGCGAGAGAGAUUAAAGACUUUUUUUAGAUGUUGUACCUGUAGGUUGUAAAUAUUACAUAACAUUGAAUGACAUUGGGUCCAACCAAAUCAUUUAGUUUCACAUGCCGCCUCCUGCCACUUCCCUCCAACUCAUCCCAUCAACACCUCUCUAUUACUUUCUGCUUCAUGUUCUAAUCCAGCUCCCCUACAGUGCACCUACACUGUUUGCCUCAGUCACUCCUUGUGGUCGCAGCUUCCACAUUCUCCCACUCUGCAAAGUCUCUGAUGUUGUAGACUGCUAGACCGAGUAGGGAGAAAGCUUCUAACGUUUUGUCAAGGACCGUCCUCUCACCCGUAGCUUUACUUGUACAGCAGUUUUUGGGUUUAGAGUGAUUUGGCCAGAAAUUUUUUGUCAUAGAAUCAUAGAAAUGUACAGCACAGAAACAGGCCCUUCAGCGCACCUCGCCCAUGCGCACUGUGAUGCCCAUCUACACCAAUCCCAUUUGCCCACAUUAGACCCGCAUCCCUCAGAGCCUGUUCAAAUGCUGUAGUUGUAUCUGCCUCUCCCACCUCCUCUGGCAGCUCGUUCCAGAUAUUCCCCUCCCUUUGUGUGAAACACAUACCCUCUAAAUUUCUCCCUCUCACCUUAAACGUGGUUCUAGACUCCCCUGCCCUGGGAAAAGGAUUUUGAUUAAUUAUCCUAUCUGUGCCCCUCAUAAGGUCACCCCUUAGCCUCCUACAUUUUAGUGAGAAUAAACCCAGCCUUUCCAAUCUCUCCUUAUAACUACAGCCCUCCAUUCUGGGAAACAUCUGUGAAUCUCUCCUGCACUCUCCCUCUUCCCAACAUGUCCUUCCUGUAGUGUGGCAACCAGAACUGUACACAGUACUCCCUAGGUGCAGUCUAACCAAUAACAGCUGCAACAUAACAUCCUAACUCUUACACUCAAUGCUUUGGUCUGUGAAGGCACGUAUACUACAUGCCUUUUUCAUCACCCUGAGUCGCCACUUUUAGGGAGUCAUGGACUUGCAUCCCAAGGUCUCUCUAUACAUCAGUGCACCAUUUACUCAACAUUCCUAAGAUACCUGGCAUUUUCUUCUUAUGACUUUUCCAAUGUUUAUUUAAUAGGUUUAGUAUAGUUGGGACAGUCUUGGAAAGGGUCCAAUGAUAUUGAGGUAAGGAAUAGUUAUCUUCUUGGGAGGUAUCUUUGGUGUCACUCUAGGGAUAGAAGAAGUGGCUUCUUCAGGGAGGGCAGUUCUGGUGAGUGACCUGCAGGGGAAAUGAUCCAAAUCUUGAGAAGGAUCAAGAAGCAGCAGUUUCAGAGGAGAGUUGGGGCUUGGGGUGGCCUUGGGUUGUCUUCAGGUGUUGGGAGCACAAGCCAUUCUUAAAGCAAUUAGAAGUGGUCCUGAUGAUAUGAACUGUCCUGUGCCAGUGAAGUACUGGACAAUGUGAGAAACAUUCAGUUUUUAGAGUCCUAAUGUCUGAGCAAAGAAUUUCUGGUCCAUUACAUGCUGACCUGGAUAAGGCAUCGCCACAAAGUGAGGCAUUUCUAUAUGGACUGGACUGGAAGAAACAUGUUGGACGGCACUGAAGAAUGAGAUUUAUGGAGGUCAUUGGGUGCCACAGUGGCGCAACAGCCCUGGUUCAAUCCUGACCUCUGCUGCUGUCUGUGUGCAGUUCAUAUAUUCUCCCUGUGACUGUGUUCUGGUUUCCUCCCACAUCCGUGGGUCGGUAGGUUAAUUGGCCCUAGUGUGUGGUAGAAUCUGGGGGGAGUCGAAGGGGCAGUGGGGAGAGUAAAGAUGGUUGGGUUAGCAUCAGUGUAAAUGGGUGUUUGAUGGUCAGCAUGGACUUGAUGGUUGAAGAGCCUGUUUAGUGCUGCGACAAAUUAAUUCUGAAUCUGUCUUCACAGAAACUAUGAACUAUAUUUCCACAGUUUUCUGAUUUUAUUUCUGAUUUCCGGCGUUUUGCUUUUGUUUCUUCUCUCUGCUCUGUAAUUGCUUAAAUUAUAACUUCCUUCAAAGCGGCAAUCUCCCCUUGAGAUAUUCUCCUCCCUCGCCUUUCCAGAUCGCAUGUCACGCCAUGCUGUAUAGCCACCUCACACCCCAAGGUUAGAGGGAGAACCUUUACACCAAUCCCCUCCUCUGCUCUGUGGCCUGCCGUGAGCCCCUACUUCUGCCUUACCACUGGCAGCCACGCUCUUAGCCACUGAUGCCCAUCCCCUCUCCUUCCACUCUCCCCUCCACUCAGAAAACCCUCCCUCAAACCCCCAUCCUCAACCAAGCUUAUUAUCUCCUUCCCAUUAAUUCUUCCUUUGACUCCAGUUCUGAUUUUCCUUGUGUGAAAGCUUUACUACAUGAAUGAUACUUUAUUAAUGCAAAUAUUAAUUAAUGGAUCCUCAGGUGGGCACGAAACACAGUGGUGAAGUUAAAACAUAGAUUAACCCUUUCGCCAAAAUGAAAUUUUCAUUCAUGCUUAAAUUUUUUUGAGUUAAUAAAUCAGAAAAUAGAUGGAAGUACUUGUUUUGUUUCCCUCCCAGGUCAAGGUGAUAUUCAAGAUGAAAAUAGUGAAGCCAAGCUGUGCACAUGUUCUAACCAGGUACAGGUGGUAGUUAAUACUGUGUCUGAAUUAAGUGAUUGGAAGUGCUGAGAGAGGUGAAAGUGGGGAUGUGAUACAGUAGUGGAACAGGGUGAUAUCGAGGUGGGAAGGAGGGAGGUGGAACGGAAUGAGGCAAUGUUGGAGAUGGGAGUAAAUGAUGUGGGUGGAGGGCAAGUUAUACGGCAGCACAGUUGUGCACAGCUCUGGUCGCCCAGCGAUGGGGAGGGUGUCAUUCAGCUGGAGAGGCUGCAGAACAGAUUCACCACGAUGUUACUGGGACUGGAGGGCUUGAGUUACAAGGAGAGACUGGACAGGCUGGGACUUUUUCCCCUGGAGUGAAGGAGGCUGAGGGGGGACAUAUAGAGGUUUAUAAGGUUCCGCAUGGUAGGCUUCUUCAGAAGGUCAGAGGCCAAGGGAUCCAGGGAGGCUUGGCCAUGUGGAUUCAGAAUUGGCUUGCCUGUUGAAAGCAGAGGGUUGUGCUGGAGGGAGUGCAUUCAGAUUGGAGGGCUGUGACUAGUGGUGUCCCACAGGGAUCGCUUCUGGGACCUCUACUUUUUUUGAUAUUUAUUAAUGACUUAGAUGAGGGGAUGGAAGGCUGGGUUAGCAAGUUUGCAGAUGAUACAAAUAUUGGUUGUGUUGUGGAUAGUGUGGAGGGCUGUCGAAGCUUGCAGAGGGAUAUUGAUGGGAUACAGAGCUGGGCUGACAAGUGGUAGAUGGAGUUCAAUCCAGAGAAGUGUGAGGUGGUACACUUUGGAAGGACAAACUCCAGGGCAGAGUACAAGGUAAAUGGCAGGAUUCUGGGCAGUGUAGAGGAGCAGAGGGAUCUGGGGCUUCAUAUCCACAGAUCACUGAAAGUUGCCUCACAGGUGGAUAGGGUAGUUAAGAAAGCUUAUGGGAUGUUAGCUUUCAUAAGUCGGGGUAUCGAGUUUAAGAGCCACGAAGUAAUGAUGCAGCUUUACAAAACUCUGGUUAGGUCACACUUAGAGUACUGUGUCCAGUUCUGGGCGCCUCAUUAUAGGAAGGAUGUGGAGGCGUUGGAAAGGGUGCGGAGGAGAUUUACCAGGAUGUUGCCUGGAUUAGAGAGUAUGGAAUAUGAGGAGAGACUAAGGGAACUAGGGUUGUUCUCAUUGGAGAGGAGGAGGAUGAGGGGAGACAUGAUAGAGCUAUACAAAAUAUUAAGAGGAAUAGAUAGAGUGGACAGCCAGCGCCUCUUUCCCAGGGCACCAAUACUCAAAACAAGAGGACAUGGCUUUAAGGUAAUGGGUGGGAAGUUCAAGGGAGAUGUCAGAGGGAGGUUUUUCACCCAGAGAGUGGUUGGGACAUGGAAUGCGCUGCCUGGGGUGGUGGUGGAGGCUGAUACAUUGGACAAGUUCAAGUGAUUGUUAGAUAAGCAUAUGGAGGAAUUUAAGUUAGAGGGACAUGUGGGAGGAAGGGGUUAGAUAGUCUUAGGUGUGGUUUGAAGGGCGGCACAACAUGGUGGGCCGAAGGACCUGUAUUGUGCUGUAUUGUUCUCUGGUUCUAUAAAAUCAUGAGGGGUGUAGGUAAGGUGGAUGGCCACAGUCUGUUUCCCAGGGUUGGGGGGGUGGGGGGGGAUCUAAGACUCGAGGACAGAUUUAAGGCAAGAGGGGAAAGAUUUGGAAGGGACCUGAGGGGGUAAGUUUUUCAUGCAGAGGGUGGUGGGUAUAUGGAAUGUGAGAUGAAGCUGUAGAGACGAGUACAAUUACAAUGCUUAAAUGACACAGACAGGUACAUGGAUAGAAGAAGCCUCAAGGGAUAUGGGCCAAACGCAGACCAAUGGAACUAGCCCAGUUAGACAUCGAGGUAGGCAUGGACGAGUUGGGCUGAAGGGCCUGGUUUCGUUCUGCAUGACUCUAUGACAGUUGUGAUAUAUGAAGAGGGUACGGUGUGACUAUAAGGCAGGGCUUGGUGAUGUGGAGCAGUAUGGGUGUGGGACUAUGUUAUGUCAUACAAAAACUAACUGAUAUGCGGCACGGUAGCAUAGCGGUUAGCGCGACGCUAUUACACCGCCAGCGAUCGGGGUUCGAUUCCCGUCGCUGUCUGUAAGGAGUUUGUACCUUCUCCCCGUGUCUGCAUGGGUUUCCUCCGGGUGCUCCGGUUUCCUCCCACAUUGCAAAGAUGUACGGGUAGGUUAAUUUGGGUUUAAAAUGGGCGGCGCGGACUCGUUGGGCUGGAAGGGCCUGUUACCACGCUGUAAAUAAAAUUUUUUAAAAAAUUUAAAAAUGUAAGUGCGCCAGCAACAACACCUGGUGUUCAAAUGGGCAAAAUGUAAAAUAAUCAAGUCAGGCCACACACUUAUGAAGGAUGAUCUCCAUAACUGCAUAGUCUUACCCCUGUAUCACUGUGCAAAGUUGUACAGAGCUAUACAAAGCCAUAGAAGGAGAUAGUAGAAGGAAUGUUCGUGCUAGGUUUUAAGAAAAGUCUAAGAAGGAGGGACGCAGUUAGAGAAUAACCCAGGUCUGAUUCAGCAGUGAGGUAGGACUGAGUUAUGGGGAGGUGGAGGUUGGAGUAAGUGAAAUGCAGGCCUGUGAUAUAGAGGUAGCAUUAAAUGAUAUGGUGGUGAGAUUAUGCAGUUAUGAAGAUCAGGCUUCGUACGUGUAAGGUCUGGCUGUGUACCUGAGGGGCCACAUGUCGAGGCUAUAUUAAGCAAGGCUACACUAAGCAAGGCUACACUGUGUUUGAGAUUGGUAAAAAAAUGUCAGUAAAAAAUGUCGAGGCUAUAGUAAGCAAGGCUAAGAUAUGUUUGAAGUCGGUACAAAGCAUCCAUGGGUGGGGUUUGUGGUUGGUACAAAAGGUUGGUUUGAUGUUGGUAGAAAAUGUCAGUAAAAAAUGUUGAAGUACGUUUGAGGUUGGUACAAAGUGUCCACGGGUGGAACAGCACUAUUUGACCGAUGGAACUCCUCUGCAGGACAUUUCUUCUGGUGGGUAUUUGUCUCACAAGGAUGGGCCUUCAGCUACUUUUGUAUCUGUCUUGUUUUAAUUCAGAUUCCAGGAGUUCAACGUUCACUAGUUGCUUCCCAGUGUUUGCACAUUAAAUCUCAUUUCCUUGAGUUUCACUUUUAUGAAUCUUCCCCUUCAGACACCAACACUAGGGUCUGCUAGUGGAUGCCAACAUGGUAGAAUUUAAAUUGCAAAAGAAAUAUAAAAGGUUCCUUUACGCUCAUGGGCAGUGCAGUACAAUUUCUUCAGAUCUGUCUGUGUUCUUGAAGCCAAUUAUAUGAGAUCUCUUUGUCUUCACCCUUGGGUUCUGAUGAGAUGCUUAUUAAAGCUUCUAAUUGUACAAUCAAUGCCUGAACAGGGUAAAGACAGGAAUCUCAAGUUUUAAACAAUUAGAUGUGUAUUUUCAUUAAGGUAGAUAGUAAAAGAUCGUUCUUCGCACAUUCGUUUCCCUUUAUCAGUAGUAACUAAGAGUGUAAGAUAAGUCAACUUCAAUCUGCUGUGUCCUGAACUACCUGAUCAUCUCGUCUAACCACAAUGGGUUGGGGGAGGCAUCUAGUUUCAUUCAGAGAGUGGCCAGUUUUAAGACUAUGUGAAAUAGGAGCAGGAAUAGGGCAUUCAGCCUGAUGAAUCCUGCGGUCACUCAGUGAGGUUCUGGCCAAACCAGUACUCUGGUUCACUUUCUCACCAGAUUCCUAUGAGUUUAGAUUCCUUCAGUGUCCAAAAAUGUCUCAAUAUCAGUCCUGAGUGGAUUCUAACCGCUCCGGACAGCCAGAUAACAUCCAGAACCGAUUGUCCUCAUCCUCGCGGGAACUGGAAGCUGUGGCGGUAAUUUGAGAAUUCUGCCCAGGAACCUCUGACCUCGAUGGCCUCUCGCCUUCACCAUUCCAACUUGUUGGGACGAGAAAGCAUGUUACUCGUGGCACUAAUCACUGGAGACUGAUGUCCUCCCAUAAAUCAUCAGAAAAUGUAUUCCAGUCAGGAAAAUCCAGCCCGUUCCCAUGAGCCAGAUUAGCUCGUAAACCCUUGUCCUGCAGAAGAUGACUCUAUGGCUGAUUUACAGCAGAGCCACAGUUAAUUGCAUUUUCUCAAGAGCAGAAACAUCAUUAACUUCAGAAAGGUGUCUGUAAAUUGGACUCAGAGCUUCUUUUAUUCAUUUCAAGAUGUUGGCACCACCACAAAACCAGUAUUUUGUUCCCCUGUCCCUGACCACUCCUAAACCUGAGUGGUUUACUGUGGCAACAGUUACAGACAACAGAGUCAGCCGCCUGGUUACCAUGAAAGCAGAUGUCCUUCCCUAACGGACAUCAGUGAACUAAAUGGGGUUUUACAACAAUCCGAUAGUUUCAUAAUCAUCUGACAUCUACAUUCUGGAUUUACUUCAUUAAGUAACUGAAUUUAAAUUCCCUUCAUGCUGUGGUGGGAUUUGAACUCAUGUUCUGGGACCAGUAUCCAGUCCUCUCAAUUAGGAGUUUAGUAACAUUAGCAUUAUGGUGCCCAACCCAAUCCUGUUUCCCACACAAUGGGAUCAAAUGAGAGGUACUUGGGAUUCCUGGGCACUAUCAGAAUUAUCUAGAGACCAGAAACCCCCCUGAGUGUGGAUCAAAAGUGAAAUCAGGGAUGUGUUAAGACAGGAUCAACUCUCAUGUUUGCAUCAGAGACCUGCUGCAUCCACAACAGAACCAGAUUUGUCUGUCUAAACCUCUCGCCCUGCCUGGUAUCGAUACUCACAACUGAAAUCCCAUUCCCUUGUACACUGUGUUCUUAAUUUAAUAUUGUUGACUAUCAUUGAUGUAUUCUCUAGAUAUCAAAAUAUGAAAUUGCCAAGCUUGUGUUCUGAAGAUUCCUGAAAGACACUUAGUAUAUGAAGUAAGAAAUGUUGUACAGUUGUUGUAUGUCCCUGUUUAUUCUUAUUUGUAAAACAAAAUUAUGCAUUUAUCAUGGAUGUGUUUUCAAUGUGGACACAUGUAAUUCCUGUACUGUCAGUGGUAGAGUGAAUUGUCCAGAUAUUGUUUAAGAUCUAUUGACUUUCUGCAAUAAAAUAACACAAAUAAACUGCCACAAAAUCGUU
Pristis pectinata (smalltooth sawfish) is the source of this 12419-nucleotide messenger RNA. RefSeq names its product neuronal-specific septin-3-like. The coding region runs from base 271 to 1314 and encodes 347 amino acids. Lineage: Eukaryota; Metazoa; Chordata; Chondrichthyes; Rhinopristiformes; Pristidae. The transcript has 10 exons. Gene Ontology annotation, biological process: cytoskeleton-dependent cytokinesis. The record is from RefSeq and is a predicted model, not a curated record. Gene Ontology annotation, molecular function: GTPase activity; GTP binding; molecular adaptor activity. Gene Ontology annotation, cellular component: neuron projection; cell division site; septin ring.